CUUUGCUGGCCUACCGGGGAGGUGAUGUCUUUGCUACUAUUGUCGAGAUUUUCAGACAAAUUCCCAAAGGUCGUGCCUGCAGUGCAGACAGCCUUGAGGAGUUACUCAAACAAUACCGGGUAUUAUAAUGAUACUCUUUAUUUAUGCCACGUUGAUGAGAGCCCUCUCUAGCAAAACGGAGCACAGCAGGCGUACAGGUUUCAUGUUUUUCUUCUUUCGUGUUUUACUUUACUAUCUUUCCGGGCUCUCAUGGUUCCUUUGUUUCAGCUGCGUUUUGUUUCAGAUCUUCAAAGACUUGUUAUGACAGGGAUUUACGGUGUAGAUAGACGUGAUUGGAUAUACAAGUACUAU
Messenger RNA from Aspergillus glaucus CBS 516.65, 351 nucleotides. RefSeq lists its product as uncharacterized. Lineage: Eukaryota; Fungi; Ascomycota; Eurotiomycetes; Eurotiales; Aspergillaceae. The record is from RefSeq and is a predicted model, not a curated record. The transcript has 3 exons. The coding region runs from base 128 to 304 and encodes 58 amino acids.